AUGAUUACAAGUGAAUUUAAUUAUAAGAAAUUAAUAACUGGACGAUUAUUUAUUUGUCUGUUCAGUAUAUUGGUUAUCAGUGGGAUCAGUAAUGCUAAUCCUAGACAUCAAUCUACGUUUGCCCAACAAACGAUGCCUCAUCAUGCAGGUCAAGGACACUAUGUUUUAUCUGAACUAGAAGAAAAUUAUCCAAGAAUCCAUGAAACGGAGACAAGUGGUAACGAAAGAAACCCAGAAUUUGGUCCAGCAGGAUUCAAGCGUAAUUUCGAUCCUAUAAUGUUCAAACGUUCCUAUUUUGAUCCUAUAAUGUUCAAACGUACCUAUUUUGAUCCUAUAAUGUUCAAACGUUCCUAUUUUGAUCCUAUAAUGUUCAAACGUACCUAUUUUGAUCCUAUAAUGUUUAAACGCACCUACUUUGAUCCUAUAAUGUAUAAACGUAGCUCUGAAUAUCAUUCUGAUUAA
This is a messenger RNA of Trichobilharzia regenti, 462 nucleotides long. The record is from the annotation of a GenBank genome assembly. NCBI's taxonomy places the organism in Eukaryota, Metazoa, Platyhelminthes, Trematoda, Strigeidida, Schistosomatidae.